UUCGCAAAUGUGGGCUGCAGGUGAGCUCAGCCGAUUGGUCCAAAUCCAAACAGCCACCAUCCACCUGAAGACGCCUCCUUAAAAACAGCCCCCAUGGAGGUGGCGCCGUUUUCAAAUAGAAUUUAACCAGUGGGCCUGACGGAGGUCGUCCCGAUUCUUUUUGGAAACAACUUCAGACAUGGCGGACUGGAAGACGCAGAUCAACUACAACUACAACGCGUCCUACCAUGCCUACGCUUACGGCCUCAUGUAUCAAUCCGGACACGACCAGAACCACCUCCACGUCACCGGCUGGAGCGAAGGGGGGCCAUCCGAUUUUAAUAACUACACACCCGGGAUGACGCAGGUCUACUACGCCGCCGCAGCCGCCGCCGCAGCCGCCAGGACCCGUGAAGAGUCUCCGCCUCAUAGUCCGGAGCAGCGCGUUGCCAACGGUCAUUGCCAUUACCAGACCUCCGCUCUUGUCUACCUCGACGAGUGUCAAGCUGGUCGCCUGCAGGCGGCGGCUGGAACGCCCCGAGCCGACUACGAGACGCCCCGAGCCGACUACGGGACGCCCGCCGAAGAAAGCAGAAAGGGCGUCAGCGAGUCCACAAGCGACUCGGAGGCUCACGCCUCUCCUGAUUCAUGGAGUUUUAGCAGUGGCCGAGAAAGUGGUCUUCCGCAGGCGGACCCCGGCGCGUGGGUGGAGAAAGAUCCCGGCAUUGAUCCAAACAGCAGGAGCCCUGACGCAGGAGACCAUGUUUCAAGCUCCCUUAUGGAGGAGCUGCCCUCCUGCAAUGACAUGGGCAACCACAACGCUCUGACUUUCCCUUCCCUCCAAGCGCCCUUACUGGCCCCAAACAAACUAAGCACUAACGCUGGGACCCCUAAAGGAAAGGUGCGCGUUUCCUUCUCCGAAAGCCAGAUGAACGCUCUCGUCCAGCGUUUCAGUGUGCAGAGAUACCUCACCCCGGCCGAGAUGAAGAACUUAGCUGAACUCACGGGGCUUACCUACAAACAGGUGAAGACCUGGUUUCAAAAUCGAAGGAUGAAGCUUAGGAGACACCAGAAAGACAACAAUUGGGUGUCAGAACGCUACGCCACAACCACCACUAAGAGUCGCAGCCAAGCCGUUCGCGGAGCUGUCAUUAACCACGCUCCCCUUUAUCAAGCAGAAAGCCAAAGACCACCACUUAAGGAGCACUACAACCACGCCAUGAUGGAGCCAGCCUUCAAGAGAACAUCUCCACCCAACCUGGCCUUCUAUCUUGCUAGGAUGGGGAAUAGCGCCGCAGCUGCUCCUUAUUCCACAUGGUCGGCCGGCACACCUCAAGCUGCCAUGGCCACUAGGUCACAGGCGCUUGGCUGGUCUGUGCCUCCAGGCGUCAACCAGUAUGAAUACUACCCGGGUGCAUUCCACUCGACCGAGCCAGACACCAGCUCGGAUGGCAAAGAUGCAGAGUCCGUCUCCGACCAUAACGCACAAAAUAUAGUCGUUGGACAUGACAUGGGCCAGUAGGGUGCUUCUGUUGUGUGUGUGUGUGCGCAUUCUUCUUUGCAGAGGUCCUGAAGUCUUUUUUUUUUUUUUUUCUUCAUCAUGUGGGUGUAUAUCGUUGAUAUAUUUGAGCAAAACUAUUUUUGCCUUUUUUAACACCAAGUUUUAUUUUUAUAUACAACUAUUUAAAGUUUGAUGGUGUGCUCGAUGUACACAACACCUGCACACGCUCAGGUUGUUUUGGAAAUGUUUGAAGAUAAAAGACUGAUUUAAAUCUGCCCAGAAUUUCCCCUAUA
Molecule: messenger RNA, 1773 nt
Organism: Syngnathus acus (greater pipefish)
Lineage: Eukaryota; Metazoa; Chordata; Actinopteri; Syngnathiformes; Syngnathidae
Gene: nanog
Product: nanog homeobox
Exons: 4
Coding region: 179-1501 (440 amino acids)
Biological process (GO): regulation of transcription by RNA polymerase II
Molecular function (GO): RNA polymerase II cis-regulatory region sequence-specific DNA binding; DNA-binding transcription factor activity, RNA polymerase II-specific
Source: RefSeq, a predicted model, not a curated record